This is a messenger RNA of Ambispora leptoticha, 1578 nucleotides long. The record is from the annotation of a GenBank genome assembly. NCBI's taxonomy places the organism in Eukaryota, Fungi, Glomeromycota, Glomeromycetes, Archaeosporales, Ambisporaceae.
AUGCACAAAUAUUCUUACCAUAAGUACUUUGAGCAAAAAUCAAAGUGGACUAUUAAAGGAUUUUUAGAGGAUUGUGAUCUAGAACCGCUUGAACGGAAAACAGAGUGUUAUAUUAAGUGCCUCGAAGCAAUUGCCGAUACUGAAAAAGGCCAAAGACGUCAACAAGCAAAACAACUACUGCAUAGAUAUAGAUCGGGCAUGGGUGACCUCCGGGGUUAUCUAAUGUUCAAGGCUCUGGGCUGGACUGGCAAUGGCUCCACUGGGGCACAGGGAAUGCGACCUGAUUAUCAAAUAGCUAAAAAUUGGGACAAUGAUCGUAAAUCCUCGAUUAACCUUUAUCAACCAACAUUUAAUGGCAAUUCUCUGGGUGUUGCAAAUAUCAGAGGUGGAACUAAAUUAUCAGGAAAUCAGAUCGAUAAUUCAACGUCUGAAUCAGGGUGCAAGAGAGCUUACGAAAAUGAAAAAGAAGUUUAUGUGAUUAGUGAUGAUGACGACACUCUUGAUUCCUCCAAUUCCUCUGAUUCCUCUGUUUCUUUCAAAUCCACUCAUUCAGAUAAUAACAAUAAGAAGGCAAGAAAAAAACGCGAAGAUACAGAAGAAACACGAAGUACCAAUGCUCACCUAUUUUUAUCACCACAAAAACUGACCCUUUCUGAAAACUCAGCGCAAUACUUACCUAAUCAUAUAACAAUAAAUACAAACGAGCAACAUGCAAUUUUAAAAACUGAGGAGGUUUCUAUAAAAAUUCCGGAUAUAAUUUAUAACUGGCUUAUCAAAGUACUUUCGACUGAUAAGAAAGAAUUUAAAAAUGCCAUUAUGGCACAAAUUGAAUCGGAUCGUGAAGAUCAUCAUCAUUUUCGUCAAGUAUGCGAACUAAUUCUUUACGACUUUUAUCAUACGACGCGAUUAUGUCCAUUGGAUCGUAAUAUAAAUGAGAGAACCUAUACCGUGGAAAGAAUUGUUCCUCUCUUUAAGGCAUUACAAUCGGAAUAUCCAGGAUAUAAAUUUAGCUGGAUUGAGAUUGAAGUAAAAGGCAUUAAAGAAAUGUUGAAGAUUUUUCCGGACUUUGAUUUAGUAAUGAAUAAAGCCGAUGGCAUAGGUAUCAAGGUUUCGUGUAACCAAGCAGUUGUGUUUAUUGAAGUAUCCGGUAGUCCUAGCAAGCCUGAUGAAAAACACAUAAAAGAUGACGCAGAAAAACUUUUGAAGGAGGCAACAUUUGGGUUGGUUUCAUUAUUAAGAAAUUAUUUGGAUAAACCUGCCGAGAUGGCUAAAAACGUGCAUAUAUAUAUGAUACAAUGCAUCGGUGAUAGGAUAACAUUAAGUGAAUUUUCGCUUAAUGAAAAAUAUCGUUACAAAACCUCACAGAUCAAAUCCGCCCGAUUGCCAUUUUCAUUUGCUGAAAUUGCAGACUAUUUGGAAAUUUUUGAACUGUUAUAUGCUUUAAUAGAUGGGCUUGAAAAUCAAACAAAAAUAUUACACGAAUUAAGGUUAUCCCCUAAUGAUCAUGUGCCUAAAGUUCGAGACUGGCUUUGGGUUCCGGACACAACUGCAAGUUGGACAGGCGGAUUGACAACAUAA